AUGGAUUUCACACACAGAUAUCAGCAGAGAAGCUGUUUCUGUGCUUAUGUCUGUGUGUGCGCAGAGUGUCCGUCAGGUCCUGGAGGAGUGUGUGGAGGUCUGGGCCGCUGUGAGGGUGAAGGCACACGUCUGGGAGACGGAGACUGUGUUUGUGACCCGGGAUACUCUGGGGUCCUGUGUCAGGACUGUGCCCACGGAUACUACAGAGAAAAGAGCUCCAACCACACACAGCCACCCUGCUCAGCUUGCCAUCAUUCCUGUAAAAAGUGCACAGGUCCACAGGACAACAAGUGUCUGGACUGUAAGCCUGGAUGGAUCCUUCACAGCAAUAAGUGUGUAGAAGAAAUUCAUGAUUUCAAACAGCAUUAUGAUGUGGAUGAAUGCGGCACUGAAUUAGCUCGUUGUCCAUCCAACACAUACUGCUUCAACACAGAUAGCUCUUAUGAAUGCAGAGGUUGUGAUCAGGCGUGUGUGGGCUGCAUGGGAAGCGGACCUGCUCGCUGUAAGAAAUGUGCUCGUGGUUUCAGACUCACUGGAGCAAAGUGUCUAGACAUCGAUGAGUGUGCAGAGAGAGCAAUCGCCUGUCCUGGACUCAAUGAAGCUUGUAUAAAUGAGGAGGGCUCGUUCCGCUGCGAGUGUGCGGAGGGAUUCAUUCGACGGGACCGCAUUUGUGUGGAGAAUCUGCCACCGACGGGUCCAGAGAAGGCUUUGUUUGAUGACAUGACGGAUGAUGAGGUGCUCGUACUCCAGCAGAUGUUCUUCGGCGUGGUGAUCUGCGCUCUCGCUACUCUAGCCGCCAAAGGAGACAUGGUCUUCACGGCCAUCUUCAUCGGAGGAGUGGCUGCCAUGGCAGGAUACUGGCUCUCGGAGAAGGGUGACCGCGUGCUGGAUGGCAUUCUUAAAGGACGCUAAUGAACCGGACGCUGAUGGACUCCAACAGGGUGAUGCCACUGAAACAUGAAGCUCUGGGUCUGGUGAGCGCCGUGGCUCUGGAAAUGCAUGUCAAUCAGGGAUGUUUAGCACUGUGGGCCGGAGUGGCAGUGCUGUUUAAAGCGCUGUGGAUAAUGAUGAUGAUGAUUGGCUCAUUUUCAACAGUUCAGCUGCUGCUGUAUUUAUGAGACUCACAGUUAGUAAUGGACAUGUUUGGCCAAACCCCAAGAGACAUACUGUAUGCAACCCAUUCAGGCAGAGGUACUGUACAUACUGGCAUGGACAUAUUGGCAUUUAUGCACAUUUAUACAUGGAUACUGUGUUUAUUUUUAAAAUCUGUCCCAAUGCAUAAAACAAUUUAUUAAAGAUUUCGGAAGUGACCGAAAGGACGCUCCAAAAGUCAUGUUGUUUGAAACGCUCUCACAUGGCAACAUUCCCAAAUGCAUGAAUGCAGCGCUGUCACAGAAGACGUCUCUCAAACCAGGACUGUGUAUGUGUGUGAAAGUAGUGGCUUGAAUAUGUAUGGCAAAUCAACUUCAACAGGGUUCCCACACUCUUUGAUCAAUGCAUUAACACUAGAUAAGGGUUUCUUUUUAUAUUAGUCUUUUUGAUUUAGACCAGUUUGUGAGCUCAUUCAGCAGACUCUAUCUAUCUCCCGGCAGUGUCUACCGAGCACAUCUAGAAAAUGUAUAUUGGUUAUAGAGAUUUCCAUGAUUUAUAAGAUUGUAUUCUAUAUCAUGACCAGGAAUACACUGGAAACCACCAUUUUAAAACUAGCUAAUUUUUCCAGGUUUUCGCUGGCUGUGGGGACCCUGUUUUAAAUAUGCAACCGGUAGAAUACAGUAAUGAAUGUGAUUUACCGUUUAACUGAGUGCACUUUACCUGCAGAUUCGACACAUGUGGCCUUCCAUUCAUUUCUUUGACAGAUGUUUUUAGUUUCAGCACAGGUGGCUUUAAUGCAUCGAUCACAUCGUGUCUGCAUGCUUUACCUUCUGCUUUAGAUGAAAAUGCGUAAAUGUGUCAUCAUGGCUUCUAUUUAUUUUGUUUGUCAUAUUAUUUGUCCAAUGUGAAUAUGCCCUACAACGACAGACAGUUGAGACGUGGGCAUGAUUUCUGCCAGCCUUAAUGUGAAUUACGUUUGAGUUGGUAGCAUGGAGGACAUUAU
This is a messenger RNA of Sinocyclocheilus anshuiensis, 2095 nucleotides long. RefSeq names its product cysteine-rich with EGF-like domains 1b (gene creld1b). Gene Ontology annotation, molecular function: calcium ion binding. The transcript is spliced from 7 exons. The record is from RefSeq and is a predicted model, not a curated record. Bases 1 to 912 code for a protein of 303 amino acids. Lineage: Eukaryota; Metazoa; Chordata; Actinopteri; Cypriniformes; Cyprinidae.